Molecule: messenger RNA, 1477 nt
Organism: Austrofundulus limnaeus
Lineage: Eukaryota; Metazoa; Chordata; Actinopteri; Cyprinodontiformes; Rivulidae
Exons: 4
Coding region: 621-1349 (242 amino acids)
Biological process (GO): intrinsic apoptotic signaling pathway in response to DNA damage by p53 class mediator; cellular response to gamma radiation
Source: RefSeq, a predicted model, not a curated record
AUGGAAACAGAGCGCUGGAAGGAAGGGAGUGGAAACCAGCAAGGAGGRGUUACAUUUUUUCCCCCAUUUUUCUUUUUUCUGUGAACAUUUUAAAAUAAUCCUCCUCAGCAGAGCCUCUGAUGAAGGAUCAGAGACUAAAGGAGCUCUAAAAGUGGCGCCUUGUGCAGCUCGGAGCAAAUUAAAGAAGAUUUAAAUUGAAGGUUUGCAGCGUCACCGCCGCUUUUUCACGUCCAUUCUUACAUAUUUUUUUUGUUAUAUUUUAAAUAUUUUUUCUUCAUGUAAACUGUGCAUGCUCGCUGCAGAUCAGAUCUUUAUAUUUAGACUCCUGCUGGGACUAAAUAUAGUCCGUGUUUAAAAGGAGAGGUGAUCCGAUCAUUUACAUCUGACUGGGAUUUUAUAGACCAACGCGUUUUUUUUUUAAACCAGUCACCAAACCGGAUGUUUGAAUCAUCUGGAGUCUUAUUUUCUCACAUUUCUCUCCUUGAGGUGCAGGUUUGAAUCCUCUCCGUCUCCUCCCGCCAACAGAAGCCAUUUUUAAGUCUUUGAUCUUUUUUUAUUUAUUUUUUGUUUCCGAGCCUGAAAGCUGCUCCACCUCCUCCUCCCUCUUCCUUCCACACAUCAUGGCUCGGGUUUGGCUCUUUACCUGCGCCGCGCUGGCUCUCCUCCUCGUGGAGCUGAGCGGCUCCGGAGCCGGAGCGAAAACCGAGCGGGCCGAGUCCGAGAGCCCGCCGGUGGUCACGCUGCGCACCGUCAUCACCGGGACCUGCCAGGAGCUCCAGCGGUACGCCGAGUCGGUUCUGGGGACCAACGUGAUCCGAUCCGCCGCUGAGAGYGCAGUGCUGUUUCUAGAGUCACUGCUUGGUCAGGAGAACGUCCAAACAAUGGCCAUGUUUUUUGAAACGGUGAUCCGAUUCUUGGCCGAGGGAGCAGCCAGCGGCCUGAACGUCAUCGCCGUUUACGUCUCAGAGAUCCUCCGGGUCACAGGAUUCGAUGUUGCCCGGACAUUGCCCCGCUUUACUCCAGAGGGUGUGACUGCCCUCGCCCAGUGGGGUUUGGUGGGCCUCAUCGGGUACUGGGUGCUGACCAUCAUUCUCCGCCUGCUGAUCGGCGUCUUUAGGCAGGUGUUCUGGGUGGUGAAAAUGGUCUUGGCGCUCUGGCUUUUUGGACUGAUUGUGACCGACAAGCACGCCUCCGCGGAGACGACGGCCAUCCGAGUGGGGGUCCUGGUCCUGGCGUUCGUCCUGCUGACUCUGCUCACCUCCGGCUUCGAUAAGUCUUCUGCCGUGGAGCACCGGCUGAACAGGCUGGAGAGGCGUGUGAGAGAGGUGGAGCGGACAAAAGCUGAUUAGAGAUAGGGACGAGGCUGAUGUCAGUACAGACACACACACACACACACACACACACACACAAAAACGUGGUGACUAAUGAUUUAUCUGUUACAAACUUGAGAAAUAAAGUAAUCUUUGACAUUUUUAAA